This is a messenger RNA of Dipodomys ordii (Ord's kangaroo rat), 891 nucleotides long. It is a transcript of the gene Nhlrc4, whose product is annotated as NHL repeat containing 4. Gene Ontology annotation, molecular function: protein binding. The record is from RefSeq and is a predicted model, not a curated record. Lineage: Eukaryota; Metazoa; Chordata; Mammalia; Rodentia; Heteromyidae.
AUGUGUCUCCUUCCAUUGCCGUCCCUGUGCGGGAGCCUGGACACUCCCGAGAAAACCUCCCCCACAGGAGGUCCCCGUGGGUCCCCGCGGCCCCGGCUGCUUGGGCACAUCCCGGUGCCCGUGGGCGCUGUGGGGGAGCUCAGGGGCCUACACUGCUCCCCGGAUGGCCUGCUCUUCCUGACAGCAGGGUCCGGGCCUUUCGUCCACGUGCUGGACCUGGAGGGACACGCCCUUUGCCACCUGCCGUGCCGCAGGCAGGGCGCUGGGGCCUUCGUUCCGGAGGACGUGGCGGUGACGGCCGCGGGGCUGGUGGUGGUCAGCGACCUCGUCCACGGGGCCGUCCACGCGCUCCAGCACACCAGACAAGCCCCGCAAGGCCACUGGGCCACUGUGGGCACAUUCCUGUCCCCCAGAGGGCUAGCUGUGGAUGCCCUUGGCCGCUUCCUGGUCGCGGACUACCUGCGUGGGUCUGUGCACAGCUUCACCUUGGGCCCCGCCUGGGAGCUGCUGGCCCCGGCUGCGAUUCUGGGUCUGGAAGGCCCCUGCUGGGUGGGCCCAGGACCUGACGGGGGCCUGGCUGUGACCGAGGAGUUUGGGAGUGUGUGGUUGUUCGGCAGUGCCCGCCAGCCCCUCGGCUCCCUCGGGGCCACUUUUGGCCGCCCGGCAGGCGUGUGCUCUGACUCUGAGGGCAAUGUCAUUGUGGCUGACCAACGGAGGCGUCAGGUGACUCUGUUUCCCCGCGUUGGGCCUCCCAUCUGCCUGCUGUCAGAGGGGCUGGAGCGGCCCUUGGGCGUGGCCUGUGCACCGCAGGGCCAGCUAGUCGUGGCAGAUGCUGGAGACAACUGCAUCAAGAUAUACCAGUACCUGGGGCCUGGUGGGGAGCCCCAGUGA